GCAACCAUAUUUAAAUGAAUUUGUUUUUAUUUCUAGCAUCACGAAAAUUGGUUACAUAGCAGUUGUAUUUAUCUCAAUUAGAGAAAGUUCUAAAAUUUGGAGGCUUAUUCAGAUAACUUUGCUAUGGAUAUUUUGAAAAAGUUGUAAUCAAAUGAUAUAACUUGUUCGAAUGUUGAAAUCAUGGCAGAAAUUCCUGCUAUCUCAUAUGACACAUUGUAUACUUCUCGGAAGGACUCAGAGGGGUAUUUGGGACAAGGAUCAUUCAGCACUGUUUUUCGUUGCUACCAUCAUGCACAUGGGGAUGUUGCUGUCAAAGUUCUCAAGAAAUGUGGUAGAAACCCUAUAACUUCGUUUAAUAAAGAAGGAUUAAUGCAUCUGAAAGCCAACUCAUCUCCACAUAUUUUGAGCUUGCAUGGUAUUGCCCAACAGGGUGGAUUUGUAUGUUUGGUCCUGGAAUACAUGCCGUUUGGAGAUCUAGCAAGUUUGUUAACAAGUCACAACAUAGAAAUUCCAUGGACUGUCAGACUUCGUGUCCUUUUUGAGACAGCCUCAGCAUUGACUUACCUUCACAACUUUUCUGAAGAUAAAAGAUUUAUUCAUUGCGAUCUGAAGGCUGAAAACAUUCUCUUAAGUGCUGAUCUUCAUGCCAAAAUUGCUGAUUUUGGAGGAUCUACUUUGUCAAGUUAUACAGGAGCAACGGCCGAAAUGUCUAGGUCGGGUUCAUAUAGACCGGAUGAUGGCCUAAUUCAGUAUACACUGAGCCAUGCAGCACCCGAACUUCUCGGUCAGCUGGAUGGGAAACGCACCCCAUAUAUGGAUAUAUACAGUUUUGCAAUAGUGAUGUAUGUUGUUACCAGCCGAAAUCAGCCAUUUAGAACAGUUCUUCCUCAUCUGAUCGAGCAUUGUGUGAAAGGGGGUCAAAGACCAAGAGAGGGGCUUGAAGAGAUUAAAACUGAACUAGCAGAGAAAGGUAUUGCUGUAGACCAAAGUAUACUUAACUGUUUCUUUGAUUUGAUGGAAAAUUGUUGGAAAACCGAACCGAAGGAAAGGCUUCCAAUGGAUAAAGUGCGUGCUCGAUUACAGGUAGAAUUAAGAAACAUUCUUGAUAGUACAAUGUCACAGGAUGUAAAUAAUUUAAAAAGUAAAUUGCCUGCAUUUCCAAGAGGUGGCAUGCCACAAGAUCCUAUUGGUGUUUUGCAGAAGUUUCGCCAUUAUGAAUCUAAUCCCUCAAUAGAGGUACGCCGUCCACAUCAAUCAAGAUGGCAUACUGUCUCACCUGAAGCAAAUCCCCCAUUUAGACGUUCAGAACAACAACAACCUCAACCUUCAACUUCCCAGCCAUCAAGAUCUUUUCCUGUGGAGCCUGUUGAUGAAUUAUCGAGCAGGAUGAGGAAUAUGCAAAUUCCUGGUCCUCCAAUUCAUUCCCCAACUCAAUCGACCAAUUCCCAGUCCCCAUCUGGGAUCAGGGAAUUGGAGGCAAGCUUUGCUGACCCCUAUCUUCGUGAAGGAAAUAAUGUCAGAAUGAUUACUGAUGUUGCUGCCAUAAAAAAUGCUCAAAUUGGACAUGGUGGUUGGAAUGAUUCUUUGUUACAGUUGAGAGAUAUGAUCGGAAUUGUAAAGAAAGUUGAAGACAAUGGUGAUGUUACAGUGUCAUUUUCAGGUGUUCAAAGCCACCGCUUUAAUUCAUGUUCAUUAGUUAAGAUUCCAUCAGAAAGUGAUUUUCAUAUUGGCGAUCUUGUCUGUGUCACUUUGGACAAAGAGAUUGUACAGAUAAUGCAGAAAGAUCAUGGAGGAUGGGUGAAUGACAUGGACUACAUUUUCAAGCAAACUGGGCUUAUUUUCAGGUUCUUGCAAGAGGGUGACAUUUUGGCAGUUUAUAAGAAUGGACUGUACUUUCGAUUCAAUCCAGAUGUAUUAUGCAAGACAAGUGGUCCUGGUGACCUUGAAGAGUUAUGUCUCCGUGAUAAUCCCAAUAUAAAAAUUGGUGAUUAUGUCUGUCAUGAUAUGGAAGAAGAUGUCAUGCGAGAAUUACAAGAGUGGAGCGGAGGGUGGAACAGUGAGAUGUCAAGUCUGAAAGGCAGAGUUGGGAAGUUAGUUUAUGCUGAUUAUCACGGAAGAACCUUUGUUGCAUACAAUUCAAAAUGCUGUUAUGUUUUCAAUCCAGCUGCAAUUACUAAAUUAUCUGAAAACGAAGCAAUACGACGAUUUAAAAACCAUAAAGAUGAAAUGAAGAAACACGCAAAAUUGGUAGUUGAGAGUAAAAUAAAUCGCCGCGAGUUUGCCAUUGGUGAUGUUGUGCGUGUUCAUCUUCCCUUGGAUGUAAUGAUAGAGAUGCAAAGAGGUCAUGGCGGAUGGUGCUACCAGAUGCUGGAGGUAUAUGGUUUAACUGGCAAAGUUAUGGAUUUUGAUGGAUCUCAUAAUGUACAAGUUCUCUUUGACACUGGAAACAAAUGGACAUUCAAUCCUGCGGUUCUCGAUAUCACAUCCACUGAUGGUUCUGUUCCGCCACCUUUGUACGUGCCUCCCUUUCUGAUAGGUGAUAAAGUUCGUGUGAAGAUAGAAGAUCUAAAUAAUGAAAGAAACAUGUCAAUGAACAAAGUUAGACAUGUUUGCAAACUACUUGAAAUUUCUGAAGAGAAGGUAGACAUACUGACUAAAACUGGUGUAGUUGCAGGAAUUGACGAUGAUUUUGAUGUGAUAGUAACUUUCGGAGAAGGAAAAAGUUACGGAAUCAAGCCCGAACAAUUAGAAAAGAUAACAUAAUGAGUUAUCAAGCAUAUAUUUGUGACUGAAUUCUUUUAUAUAUUUCUAAUACUGUAGUUCCCCAUUUUUUCAUGCCUUCUAUUGACUUGCAUUGAAGUUGCACUCCUUCAACAGAAUCUGUUGAUUAUAUCGAUUUUUGUCAUUUGCAACUAAGUGGUCUCUACUGACACAAUGCUUGCCAUCAAAGCAGCUUACAGAAAUGGCCUUGAAGAAUUCAUUUAUUUCACUGUUUUGUUUUUAUGUGUUCUUCUGUGAACCCCUGGUUGGAAUCCUUCAAUGAGUACUCUCGAGUUCCUAUAGUUCUGAAAUAGUUAAUAUGCAAAUAAAUAAAAUAUAUAGUAAUAAUUUUAACAUAUUUUAAAUUCAACAUUGUAGAAACUUUAAUUUUGUAUUCAUAUUAUCAAAAUGUUUGAUAUAAUGAUUACCUGCCUUAUGCAUUUAUGACGUAACAACUUACGUUACAGGUUACAUUAAUAUGAGAAUGAACUGUGGGAUAAUAUACUGCCCAACUCCUGGUGAAAUAACAUCUCAUUCACACCGCUUAAAUCAUGCAAUAAAAGUAUUAUUUUUGAUUUGAUGAGAAUGAACUAGUCUAGGUAAAUGAAGUAUAUUCAUAAUUGCUGUUGCUUGAAUAGUUGCAAUUGAAAGAACUUAUAAUACGAGAAUAUCAUUAUGAACAAUGUUACUAAUCUAAAGCAUCAACCAAGAUAAGAUUAUGUUGCUUCCAUGGGUGAAAGUUGACAAUUCUAAGUUGUGGUGCUAAUAACAAAACAUGCUUCCGCUGUAUUAAUUAAUGCGAAAUGUAUAGAAGAAACGUCAUUAAUGAUUUAAUAUUUUACUACAUUGUAUAUUUUAUUCAAUUAUGACUUUAAGUCAUUUUAACGUUUUAUCUAAUGAUCAACAUUACCCUAUUAAUUUGAAGUUUCUAAUCGUUCUGUAUCAUGUAUGAGUUCCUGUUCCUUAUUUUUUGGUUAUUUCAGCAUUGCAUGGUGUUCUUAUUUACAUAUAUUUCUUGCUUGAACAGCCGUAUCAAAUAUUUUAUUACUUCCGGUUAUAUUCACUAAUUUGGGCUCAUAAAAUUUACCUUGUGCAUUAUAUGAUUAUGUGUCACCCCUAUCAAUGAAUGAAUCUCAUCCAAUUUUGGAGCACUAGCAUGAUAUAACUGGCAUUGCCGUCCAAUUGAAACAAUCUAAUUUCAUUUCUUCGUAUUAUUCUAUGAGCUAGUUUUGUUUUUCUUUAUUGCGUUUAAUUUCAACUAUGUAUCUACUUUACUAAUUUACUUUUAUUAAUAGAAUCGUCAUCAUGCA
This is a messenger RNA of Styela clava, 4070 nucleotides long. RefSeq lists its product as uncharacterized. Gene Ontology annotation, molecular function: protein kinase activity; ATP binding. The record is from RefSeq and is a predicted model, not a curated record. Gene Ontology annotation, cellular component: cytoplasm. Gene Ontology annotation, biological process: protein ubiquitination; protein phosphorylation. NCBI's taxonomy places the organism in Eukaryota, Metazoa, Chordata, Ascidiacea, Stolidobranchia, Styelidae.